This is a messenger RNA of Exophiala mesophila, 1808 nucleotides long. RefSeq lists its product as uncharacterized. The record is from RefSeq and is a predicted model, not a curated record. Bases 219 to 1460 code for a protein of 413 amino acids. Lineage: Eukaryota; Fungi; Ascomycota; Eurotiomycetes; Chaetothyriales; Herpotrichiellaceae. The transcript is spliced from 6 exons. Gene Ontology annotation, cellular component: endoplasmic reticulum; plasma membrane; Golgi apparatus.
GCUCCUUCCACCACAGCCUCCAGAAGAAUCCCCUCGACGACAGCCACCAUCGACCCUCGACCCUCGACCCUUUUUUCUCACUCGAUCGAAUCUCCCCAUCAUCCUCAUCGACGUCUCCAUUGACUCGGCAAUGCCCAAUUGACCCAGGUCUCUCGCGACUCAAGCCCCUUGACUGACGUCCGCUGCCAAAUUAUUCUUCCACCACAUCCGGCCCCAUCAUGUCCCAAACCGAACUGGAAAGACCAGACUCAAUACAGGAAGAAGAUCCUCACAAUGAGGCACCUGUGAAGAAGCAGAAGAGCAGAAGACCAGCUAACACUGCAUUUCGUCAGCAACGUUUAAAAGCCUGGCAACCCAUCCUUACUCCCAAGACCGUUCUACCCAUCCUCUUUGGCAUCGGUAUCAUCUUUGCUCCCAUUGGCGGUCUACUGCUCUGGGCGAGUGCUUCCAUACAAGAACUAGUCAUCGACUAUACAGACUGCACGAGCACCGCAACAAGUUCUUUCACUCCUAUCCCAGAGAACAAGGUUUCCUCGGAGUUCAGGACUACAAACAGUUCGAUCCGCCCUCAAUGGAGAACCACUGUCAACUCCACCACUCCUCCCUAUAGCGUGACCAUCGACGAAACAAAUGUCUGCACCCUUCAAUUUUCCAUUCCCAACGAUAUCGGCCCCCCUGUCUAUCUUUAUUACCGCUUGACCAAUUUCUACCAAAACCAUCGACGAUAUGUCCGAUCCCUUGACACCGAUCAAUUGAGGGGCGCUGCACUUUCUGCGGGGACCAUUGACUCGAGCUCAUGCGAUCCUAUCAAACUUGCCCCUGAUGGCAGACCGAUCUACCCAUGUGGCUUGAUUGCAAACUCGUUGUUCAAUGACACCUUGAACAGCCCCGUUUCUGUAAACUCCGCUGGAGGACAAGAGCGCCAGACCUAUACCAUGACGAAUCGAAGCAUUGCGUGGUCCAGUGACGCGGAAUUGUAUAGGCGGACAAAUUAUCGCAACGAUGAGGCUGCGCCCCCUCCAAAUUGGGCUCUUCGUUACCCAGACGGUUAUACCGAUGAGAAUCCCAUUCCCGACUUGUCGCAAUACGAAGAGUUCCAAGUUUGGAUGAGAACCGCUGGCUUGCCUACUUUCAGCAAACUUGCUUUGCGAAAUGACGAUGAUACUAUGACCGCCGGCAUCUAUCAAAUGGACAUCUAUGAUUUCUUCCCAGUCGAUGUCUAUGAAGGCACCAAGAGUGUCUUGAUUUCCACCAGAAGUGUUAUUGGUGGAAAGAAUUCAUUCCUAGGGAUUGCAUAUGUUGUUGUCGGCGGUCUCUGCAUCGUUCUCGGGGUGCUUUUCACUAUUGCCAAUCUGAUCAGGCCAAGGAAACUUGGAGACCACACCUAUUUGUCUUGGAAUAACGACUCAAACCCCACAGCAACUAGCACCGGUCGCGAAGUUCGACCAGGGACGUCGUGACACGAGUGUUGACCGCAUCGUGUGAUUUGACUCUUGAUGUUGAUGACGCUGGUUGAGAAUCUGGCAAUGGCGUUGGGGUUUUCAGACCAUCCGGGCUCUCGGCCAGAACCCCAAAUAUUGGGAAGCCUCGCCAUUUUGUGGACUUUGGCCGAUUACGAUUUAUAUGGCGUUUGUUGUUGUGGUUCUUGAUGUUUCUGUAGAGAAUUUGAAUGGAAUGUCAGGUUUUGGGUCGUCAACAUUCCUGCCACGUUACUCCCCUGUCGUGCAUAUGCGCUUAUUGGAGACAGGUUUCUUUGCAGCGUUCCUUUGGUCUCUUCAUCUCUUUCCUUUAUGCACAUCUGUGAUUUU